AUCGCCAUGAAUGGCAAGACGUGGAGGCUUAUGUACAAUGCAACUGUCAGUUUAUUACUGCUGCAUGAAUAUCAUGCAGCAUUAGAAGCAUUAGAAAUAUAUGUCAUGAUAGGGAAUGGAGACAGAAGAUAAAGUGUCAACUCUUGAGAGAAAAGAGCAAGUUGAAGGUGGCCAUUGUGAGAAACCGUUGGAACACAGUGUGCAUUCCUCUCGAAUGGGACAGUCAAUUAACAAUUGUGAUGAGUUCGCUCUUUCUCUUUUGUUCAGUUCCGGUGGAUGGAAAAUGCCAGCGACUGCUGUUCCAGCACAUCAUUGCUCCACAGAAGCUUCAGGAUGGUUAAAUGCUACUCUUCCCACCGAGUCCCAGGGAAAAACGAAUGGCACAGUAUGUUUCAACUGGAAUGGCAAGCUCUGCCAUUGGACCAAACAGAUAACGAUUCAAAACUGUUCCAAUUACUUUGUGUAUUUUCUGAAGAAAACAAUGGAAAAACACGCUUACUGCACAGGUCCAAUUCUGUUAUGAUAUAGAAUGAUUGAAAACGAAGUGUCCCUUUAACAUCAAAGUCACACCAAAGAAUUUACAUACAUUGUGCUUCGUAAAUAAACAAUGCAAGGAGU
Molecule: messenger RNA, 618 nt
Organism: Chiloscyllium plagiosum (whitespotted bambooshark)
Lineage: Eukaryota; Metazoa; Chordata; Chondrichthyes; Orectolobiformes; Hemiscylliidae
Source: RefSeq, a predicted model, not a curated record